CUAUCAGGCAUUCCCACCAUGUGGCUGUUUUUAACAACAGCCUAUUUGAUUUGUGGAACUUUAAAUGCUGCUGGAUUCUUCAAUUUGGAAAAAGAAGCAAAUCCUGAAGUGUGGAUGAGUACUAGUGAAAUCAUCACCUAUAAUGGCUACCCCAGUGAGGAGUAUGAAGUAACCACUCAAGACGGGUACAUACUCAGUGUCAAUCGGAUUCCCCACGGGCGAAAAGACACUAAGGUCACAGGUGCCCGACCAGUUGUAUAUCUGCAGCAUGCCCUGUUUUCAGACAAUGCCUCCUGGCUUGAGAAUUUUGCCAAUGGCAGCCUUGGAUUCCUUCUAGCUGAUGCUGGUUAUGAUGUAUGGAUGGGAAACAGUCGGGGGAACACUUGGUCAAGAAGACACAAAACACUCUCGGUGAACGAAGAGAAAUUCUGGGCCUUUAGCUUUCAUGAAAUGGCCAAAUAUGAUCUCCCUGGAAUAAUAGACUUCAUUGUAAAUAAAACUGGUCAGCAGAAGUUGUAUUUCGUUGGAUAUUCGCUUGGUACUACAAUAGGGUUUGUAGCCUUUGCCACCAUGCCUGAACUGGCACAAAGAAUCAAAAUGAACUUUGCCUUGGGUCCUGUGGUCUCCUUCAAAUAUCCCACAGGCAUUUUUACCAGAUUUUUCGAACUUCCAAGUUCUGCAAUCAAGAAGUUGUUUGGUACCAAAGGUUUCUUCUUAGAAGAAAGUAUAGGGAAGUCACCUUCUAUCAAAAUCUGCAACAAUAAAAUAUUGUGGGUGAUAUGUAGUGAAUUUCUGUCCUUGUGGGCAGGAUUCAACAAGAAGAACAUGAAUAUGAGCCGAAUGGAUGUGUAUAUGUCCCAUGCUCCCACUGGAUCAUCAAUACAGAACAUCCUGCAUAUAAAACAGCUUUACCAUUCUGAUGAAUUCAGAGCUUAUGACUGGGGGAGUGAAGCUGAAAACAUGCAUCACUACAAUCAGAGUUGUCCUCCACUGUAUGACCUGACUGCCAUGAAAGUACCUACUGCCAUCUGGGCUGGUGGAAAUGAUAUUCUUAUCACACCUCGAGAUGUGGCCAGGAUACUCCCCCAAAUCAGGAAUCUGCGUUACUUCAAACUAUUGCCAGAUUGGAACCACUUUGAUUUCAUCUGGGGCCUCGAUGCUGCCCAACGAGUAUACAGCAAAAUCAUAGAUUUGAUGAAGUCAUAUCCCUAA
Budorcas taxicolor (takin) is the source of this 1212-nucleotide messenger RNA. RefSeq names its product lipase member N-like. Lineage: Eukaryota; Metazoa; Chordata; Mammalia; Artiodactyla; Bovidae. The record is from RefSeq and is a predicted model, not a curated record. Gene Ontology annotation, molecular function: hydrolase activity, acting on ester bonds. The transcript has 9 exons. The coding region runs from base 19 to 1212 and encodes 397 amino acids.